Molecule: messenger RNA, 633 nt
Organism: Phascolarctos cinereus (koala)
Lineage: Eukaryota; Metazoa; Chordata; Mammalia; Diprotodontia; Phascolarctidae
Product: olfactory receptor 51I1-like
Biological process (GO): G protein-coupled receptor signaling pathway
Cellular component (GO): plasma membrane
Molecular function (GO): olfactory receptor activity
Source: RefSeq, a predicted model, not a curated record
AUGUACUUUAUCCAUGUCUGCUCCCUCAUGGAGUCGGGCAUCCUGCUAUCCAUGGCUUUUGAUUGUUAUGUGGCCAUCUCUAACCCCCUCCGGUAUACAGCUAUCCUGACCAAUUCCACCAUUAUGAAAAUUGGUUUGGGAAUCCUGGUUCGGGCUGUCUCAGCAAUCUUCCCAGCACCAUGGCUCAUUAAACAGAUUAAAUUUUAUAAGGCCAAUGUCCUUUCCCACUCCUAUUGCCUGCACCCAGACAUCAUUAAACUCUCUUGUUCUGACAAUAGGAUCAGCAGCAUCACUGGUCUCACUGUCAUCAUUUUUACCUUUGGUAUGGACUCUCUGCUCAUCCUUCUUUCCUACCUAAAGAUCUUCAUCAUGGUGCUGGACAUUGCCUCUCAUGAGGAGCAGCUCAAGUCUCUCAAUACCUGUGUCUCCCAUAUCUGUGCUGUCUUGCUGGUCUACAUCCCCAUGCUGGGUGUAUCCAUCAUCCACCGCUUUGGGAAGUAUGUCCCUCCUGUGAUUCACAUCAUUAUGGGUUAUGUCUACUUGCUGAUUCCCCCUGUUCUCAACCCCAUUGUCUACUGUAUCAAAAACCAUGAGAUUCGCACUCAUGUCCUUAGACUCUUUCAGCCAAAAUAG